GACCAAUCAAACGUCGCGAUUCAAGGCGAGCUUCAAUGGGCAGCAUCGAGGUGGCGAUCGCGGCCGCCGGGCCGGCAGCCCUGGCCUUGGAGUCCAGCGCAGUGGACACGCGCAGCCUUCUCUAUGUCCAAGGCGAUGUCUUUGCCGCGUUCACGCACCAGAUCACAAAGCCCACGCUGGCGGUCCUGCGCUUCGCCACGAACGAGCCGCGAGCGGUGGCCCAGAUCCGCCACGUCCGCGAGCUUCCGGCACACGACCUUGGGGCCGCGUUAGCCGCCAUCAACGUUGAGAAUCUUGCAUCAGUUGCGAUACCGUCAUUGGGGCUCUUGACAGCGCUCGGCGAAGCGGCGGCGACGACGCUACACCUCGAGCAGCUCGACAACAACCUCAUACCAGCCACCCUCCGCCUGCACCUGACGAUGAACAUGGCGCCCACUGCCUAUACGCGCAAGAUCCUUCUGGCCAUGGAGCAAUUGGCGCCGAAGCUGCUCAUGGGAACGCUCGUCUGGCCCGGUCGGCGGAUACCGUUGCGAUGGCGCAAUGACCUCGACAUCGCAGUUGUCGCUUCUGUUGACGCAGACGACGACAGCAGCUUUGCGAGCUGUGUCACGGCAACCACGACUGUGACCUUCUCAAACGGCACUUUAUCUUCGUCGUCUUCGUCAUGCGGUCGACCGAUUCACGCGUCGGCGGCAGUGGACGUUGCGCGGGAGCUCGCCUGUCAUGCGUCCGUCGUGCACGACACGAUUGGUUUCCUCACGCAGCGGUUCCAGGAAGGUACCUCGAACUCCCACGGUGUCGGUGCGCUGCUCGUCGGUGUCCCCGGCGUCGGCAAGUCGCACUUUUUGCGGCUCCUCGCGGGUUCGAUUCCCAAUUUGCGCUUCCAUUUUGUCUCGUCGCCCGAUGUGUUUCAGACCAACGCCGGCGCGUCCGAACACAAGAUUCUCGACAUCUUCCACGAGGCGUCGCGGGCACCAUGGACCGUCGUCGUCCUCGAAGACGUCGAUGCGAUCGCAGCUAGUUCCGAGACGGCGCUCGACAAGUCGGUGCUUGCGACGCUCCUCGCGGUACUUCGGACUCUUCCUCGCCACGUCGCUGUCCUCGCAACGACAAACCGCAGAGAUGUGCUGGACCCUGCGCUCACGACCAACAAACGAUUGGAUCUGUGCCUCAGCAUGGCACCGCCGACGCUGCCCGAGCGCCACGCCGUCUUGACGACGAUAUGUCGGCACAUGGACGUGCAAAGUGACUUGCUCGAGCUCAUGGCGGCGCGGACGUCGGGCUUUGUUGGUGCUGACCUCCUCAGCCUCGUCCGCGAAGCCGCCAUGGCGUCCGUGGUGAACGGCGCCCCGGGCCGCCUGGAGGCUCACCACAUUGAGGCUGGGCUUCGCGUCGUGCGCCCGUCGGUGCUCCAAGGCCAAAAGACCGCCACCUCGCUUCUUGUGCCCAUGUUUGGCGUGGCUGACGCGCUCCAGACACUCGAUGUCGCGGUCGUCGGGCCGCUGCGCGACUCGUCGGCGUACCGGCGAAUGGGCAUCCCGCCGCCCCGGGGUGUCCUCCUCACGGGCCCGUCGGGGAGCGGCAAGAGCCACGCGCUCGCGUAUGUGUCGGCGACGGUCGGUGCCCACGCGACCGUCGUACCCGUCAUGUGCACCGACUUGGUCACGAAAGUUGUCGGUGGCACGGAACAGGCGCUCUCGGCGCUCUUUGCCACCGCGCGCCUCGCUGCGCCCUGCGUCCUCCUCUUUGAUCAGAUUGAGAGUUUGGCGCCGGUCCGCGGUUUUGACACGAGCUCCGAGCAGACAUUCGACCGCGUCCUCUCCAUGUUGCUCUUGGAAAUGGACGGCGUCGGCUCGUCGUCGUCGGCGUCAGCCAUGCGCACGAUGACGCACGAGGCGUUCCUGCGUCAGCACGUGGUGCUCGUGGCGACGACGACGCACGCCAGCCAGCUCGACCCUGCGAUCUUGCGCCCCGGGCGCUUUGACCUUGAGAUUGGGCUCACGUUUCCAGACGCAGACGCGCGCGCCGAGGUCAUCACCCACUUGCUGGCGCAGACACCCGUCGCGAUCCAAGACCGCUUUGCAACCGCCGACGCCUUUACGCAGUGGCUCGUCGCGGCGACCGAAGGCGCGUCCGUGGGCCAGCUCAAUGCAGUGUUCCAAGAAGCCGCGCUGGCUUGUCUGCGCAGCGACAUCCAUGCGACCAAGGUCACCUUGGAGCUCUUGGAAGAGGCCCUGCAGCAGGAGAUUGGCAAGGCGCGGCCCGCCAAUGCACUGGAGAUCGAUGCGAGUGAAGACGAAGACGAGUAAAAGCAUGGGUCAACUAGUAAUAGCAUUUGAUCUCUACAUGGGAUGGCUCAGCUUCGCC
Molecule: messenger RNA, 2367 nt
Organism: Saprolegnia diclina VS20
Lineage: Eukaryota; Oomycota; Saprolegniomycetes; Saprolegniales; Saprolegniaceae
Exons: 7
Coding region: 36-2309 (757 amino acids)
Cellular component (GO): cytoplasm
Molecular function (GO): ATP binding; ATP hydrolysis activity
Source: RefSeq, a predicted model, not a curated record